AUGCCGUUCUUUUCAAAAGUAUUCAAAAGCAAGGAUGCUGCAUCGAAGAAGGCCCCUGCGCCCGUGGCGAAUGGAGAUGCACACAAGAAGGUACAAUGGUCCGACGCCUGGCUUCGAACAAGAGUCGAUCCAGAAGAGGUGUCUGAGUUACUGCACAUGUGCACAGCGGAGUUGAAGUCGAGAGACCUGAAUGUACCGUUCCUUCUCCUCCCUUUCCGACCUUCCUCGGAUCCCUCUGCGGCCAGAUCCUUUGUGCGCAACUUUUUCCUUCCGCCCCACGAUCGAGAUCCAUUACGAGGGGAUGUCUUGGAAAGAGAACUACGGAUGACUGAGGCGAUGGUGCUAAUCAGCGUAAUGAAAUGGUGCUGGGCUCGUUUGCCUGGUGGAGUCGUCAGUUGGGAGGUGUAUGAAGGCUUCCGCGUAGGGGAAAAAGAUUCUGGCUUCGCGCGUGACGCCUUCAGCACGUUCGUUCCACUGGGCGUGGAUUCCCCUGCUCGGUUACAGAUCAUCCAAGACUUUUUCGACCUGCUAGCCGCCGUGGCAGCACACGGUAAAGCGAACGGAUUAGGAGGGCACAAACUCUCGCGGUAUGCUGGCUGGUGGGCUUUCGAACAUUACGACACUGGGAAAGGGUUCGAAUCAGGAUAUGAGUCCUGGGCAAAUGCCGCCGAUGCGACAUCACACCUUUUCUUCGCCUACUUGCGUUCGUUAUCUCCCGAUUCAGGCAAGACAAGCGGUAUCCUGGGCCUACCUCGGUCUCUCCAGCAACUUCUCAACUCGACGGAGUAUCCCCCAAAGCACGCGUUGCUUUCAAAUGAGGUCACUAAGGUGGUCAUGAUUGUUGACAUAGUCUCACCCACUCCGUACGCAUUAUUGCGACGAGCGAAAAACUUCGAAUACCGAGACGACGAUCGAGCUCUGCAACGAUUCGCGAGUUAUGAGGACCCCGUCGAGGCGCUCACCGAUGAGUGCCGCCGGGUUUUGAAAGCGAUCUCUUCUACGAACCAAUCUCACGUCUCCAACGCGAAGACAUCAACCAGUUUGGCGGAUCCCUCCUGGUCAAGAUUUGAAGACAUUGGUUUUGGAAGUUCCCUUGAAGACGAAGAUGAAGAUGAGGAAGACGACGGAGUACUCGUCCGUAGACCUCGUGCCACAAGACCGAUCCAUCCUUCAGUGCGGCCCCGAGGUUACGCAGAUCUAGCUCGGCCAACCACGCCAUCGUGGGCGGAUUUUCUAUCUUCAGGAUUUGCGGAUGAAAAUGGCAGCAAAGCCCCCGCUCCCAUUCUCCUACCCCCUGACAAAAUUCUUCCACCUAUUCAGUCGACUAUGAUACGUGGUCAAAGCUCGCAGUCCCAUCGAAGGAAUCUAGACGCUCACCCAAGUCUCGACCCUGGAGAAUUGGCGAGCAUUACCAGAAUAAAUGUGGACGACUCUUUCUGGUGGGUUUGGAUCAGUAGUUUGGCGUCCGAGGAGCCAACCUCCAGAAAAGCUGUGUUCGGUCGAUGUGCUCUCAUCGAAACUGUGUUACCUGAUGGGCAAUGGAUGGUAAUGGAGGAACAGGUCAAAGGUGCGGCACCCGAACCCGCUGUUGGCGCAUACAUCGCAGAGAAGAAGACGUUCCUGGGGUUUACCACCAAGCGAGGUCGUCUCGGUCGGAGACGCUCUGGAAGUAAGAAGAGUCUUCUCACUCCAGAGCCGCAGUUCGACACAAGCCACAGGCCAACUUUGGCUCCAGAUCAGCAAGCGAAGAUCCAACAGGCAGCAGCGGAGCUGUCCAGGAAACGACAGGUUGAAGAGAGAGCGGAGCAAGCUGCCGUGGCCACGAGACGAGGACGAACGCAGGAUUUCAUGGCCCCGUCGAAAACAAACAGCAUCUUUACUCUUGGUCCAUUCAUUAAGGAUGAGGCGUCUCCAGCACUUCAGUGGGCCAACCAGUACGACAAGAAGACCAUUCGGGCUAAGUACCUGGGUGACACUCUGGCUGGUAAAGGCUCGCGCGAGAUGUUAUCCCUGCCUGCAGAGGGUCUUGGAAUCAGUAGGUCUACUUCUACCCUCUCGGUGGUGAGCAAGAAUAAGGACCUGCCACUCCCACCAGGAGAAACUGGACAACAACGUCCUGCAAAGCUAGAAAGGAGUCGAUCGGCCGAACAGAUUCCUUCAAUGGCAGCGACUCCUACCGCGGCUGAGCCACCGGUCGAGGCCGUCGCCACGCCGCCUGUGGAGGUUGUCGUCGAGCCAGCCCCAAUUCCAGUCGAGCCUAAAGUUGAUGUCGAGGAGACUGCUGUUCCGGGCGCAGUUGACGUUCCCCUCCCUUCAGCAACACCAGAUAUCCCGGAGACGCAGACGUCGCAACGUCAGGAGAUAUCAGAGACAAAGGCACCAAAACAUCACCCUGCCAAGCUACGUAAGUCGGUCGAUGUACAGCGAAAGUCACCCGAACAGAGAAAGUCGAGGAGUAAGAAUCCAGCGGGACCACCUCCGGUACAGAACAAGACGGGAUUUCGUAGGCUUUUUGGAAAUAAGAGAUCCAGAUCCAAAGAAGCCCGAGUGCAGGAGCCUGCUGCGGUAGAAUCUUCUGCUCCACAGGAUGCUGAUGACCCUGCUGUUGCUGCCGCAAGACGCGCACUGGAGGGGAAGCCUGCUUUGCCUGGAGAUGGUCCCACGUCGCCGCCCUUGAGUCCGGGUCAUUUCCAUCGUCUUGCGACUAUUAAUCCUCAAGCCGCAGCACCAGCGGCUCCUAGUGGGAAUGAAGCGUCUCAAGUGGAGAUGAGCGCUCCUCAAGCGUUCCCCCCACCUACAGAGCUCCCUGCUGACCCCGACACUGAUUCUGAGGAAGUCCCGGCACCCCCUAUGAUACGGCGAGAUGAAGAAUACGAUCAAUUAUCGCGUGUGGACACAAACGAGCGAGAGCAUGCCGACCGAGCAUUCUCCACGUUUGAUCAAGGCCCACUGCUGGACCAACCUGCUUUUGCGCCGGCAGACACACCGCCGCGGAGUGCAUUUUUGACCCCUGGCGAAGAGAUGGAAUACGAGCCGGCAAGCCUACAUUCGGGCCGGUCAUUUCAGGGAGUGGAAAGCAUGACUUCGGUGGAUGAAGAAGACGAGGACGAAGUAGCGUUGACACACCAAGUGAGCCCAACCGAUCGAUGGGCACAAAUUCGAAGGAAUGCUGCCGAGAGGGCAGCAAGGCAAUCCGAGGAGCAGACGUCUCGAAGCCGCACCGAAACUCGAACUGACGAUGGUGAAACAAGUGGUGAAGAGACCAUUGAAUCACGAGUGGCCCGGAUCAAGGCACGGGUGGCCGAGCUAACCGGCAACAUGGAUGGCGCCCGACGAUAG
This is a messenger RNA of Exophiala dermatitidis NIH/UT8656, 3339 nucleotides long. RefSeq lists its product as uncharacterized. The record is from RefSeq and is a predicted model, not a curated record. Lineage: Eukaryota; Fungi; Ascomycota; Eurotiomycetes; Chaetothyriales; Herpotrichiellaceae. The transcript is spliced from 6 exons. The coding region runs from base 1 to 3339 and encodes 1112 amino acids.